AUGUUUCAACUCCUAACACUAGCGGCUUCAGUCGAUUUCACCGGCUAUCAGACAGCCUCUGUUAGCUUUCAAGGUAGUGGAUUCUCCGACUCUGAGUAUGACGUUUUCAACUGCCAAUUUCAUGAACUCGGAGACAAAGAAGGUGCAUCACCUGUUCAUUUCGAUGGGGGAGAUAGUAGUAAGACUGUUACUAUACAUGGAUGCACUUUUGAAAACUGCUUCGGUUCUUUGGGCGGCGGAUUGCAUUUGGUAGGUGACUUCAACUUGCGUUUAAUGUUCAAUUGUAUUAUAAAAUGCAAUGUUGGAGGAGACCAAACAGGAUCCAUUGCCUACAUCAAAGUAAAUCAGCCAUACAACGUUUCAUUUCUGUCAUCAGCCAAGUGUGGCAAAUCUAAUGAGCCCUUAUCAUUAACUAACUUCUUAUCGGUUACUCAAUGCAAUAUCUCCAGUGCUGAGUCAUAUAACUACAGAGCCAUAUCUGGAACAUACGGAAUCAUUUACAUAACUUCAGACUUUGAAAACUGUGAGUUUUCUUUCAAUACAAUUGAAAGAAAUACAAGUCCACAAUCAAUUAUCUACUUUUACCAUUUCAAGUACCCUAUUGUUUGCAGAAAGUGCAAUGUUUUAUAUAACGAUGUAGACACAUACUCACUUAUCAUUUCUGGAAACGCUGAUCCUGCAAGAGCUUCAUCAUACGUUCACAUAAUUGGUUUCUAUAUUUUUGGUAAUACAGUAAGAAGAUCCACAACUUAUCAAGCUCAUAACACUUAUGGAACAUUAAAGAUUGAAGAUUGUGCCGCAGAUUCACAUUCUUACACAAACUUCCUUCUUUACCAGCGCAUUACAUUCAUUGGUGAAAAGAUUACUUUGACUAAAGAUGAGCAUGAGAAGCUUGAGCACUAUACAACAUAUGAAUGCUAUGCCGAAUUACCACACUACUAUCCACCAACAGAAAUUAUCGUUACAACUCCCGAACAAAAUCCAAUACCAUCAUCUCCUGAGCAAAACCCAGCAAUCACAACUCCAGAACAGCAUCCAUCAACUGAGAAAACACUUCAAACGCAAACAGCUUCAUUUGAAUCUCCUACAUCAGUCUCUCCAAACGGAAAUAAUGGCUCAUAUAAUCUCACAGACAAGAAUUCUCAGAAGAUCAAUGAUUCCAAAUUUAACUGGAUAGUUGUUGUCGUUCCGUGUGGUUUAAUCCUUCUGGCAUUGAUAAUACUUGGUAUUUACCUUUAUAAGAGACAUAACAAAGAUGAAACUUCAUCAGAUUUCUAUUCUGAAGAACCGUUUCACAAUGAAGAUGCAGAAGUGAUUACUGACACAACAACAGUAACUUAUGAUAAUCCACUGUUCACAACUUCAGUUGUUGCUACUUCAUCAGAUCCAUUCAAAAACGAUUUUGAGGAACCACAUGAAGAUAAUGGAUAUAUGGACACCAAAAUAAUUGAUCCUGAAAAUGAUUGA
This is a messenger RNA of Trichomonas vaginalis G3, 1467 nucleotides long. Its product is annotated as bifunctional inhibitor/lipid-transfer protein/seed storage 2s albumin superfamily protein family. Bases 1 to 1467 code for a protein of 488 amino acids. NCBI's taxonomy places the organism in Eukaryota, Parabasalia, Trichomonadida, Trichomonadidae. The record is from RefSeq and is a predicted model, not a curated record. The transcript has a single exon.